AUCGCUGCGUUUUACAUCAUACAGAGUCCUCAAAUAUAUCAUUUAUUCAUUGAUGGUGAUAUUGCUGUAAUCAACCCAAAGCAUCGUAUUGAAGAAUUUUUAAUUACUGACAAGGACAUCAUUUUUUAUAAUCGACUUUGGGGAUUUGAGAUCAUGGCUGGUAGUUUUAUUGCCAGGUUAUUUUAUCUUAACGAUUUACUUUGUUCGAAACUUGGAAGUAAUUCAUGUAUCCAUCAUGAUGCAGCAGUCGGCUUCAAACUAGCAACAGAUAACAUAAUACUACAUGUAUCUUUCAAACUUAAAUUUUUGCGAAAAAACUAUCGCUAUUUAGAUCUCAUGAAAAAAUAUGCAACCUGGUCUAAGCAUAUAAAAAUAUUGCCAAAAGGUAAAUCGUGGUCGCGUGACGGUUGGUUAACAUAUUCCAAAUGGUCAGACAAAGAUUUCAUGCUUCACGGAUGGCAUGAAGAAUACAGGCCACUGCAACCACUUGCUCAGUUAUACUUUUUCACAAAAUGCUUACAGUAUAUCCGGAUUUCAUCGCAGACUUGGAUGUUAAUAAGUUGA
This is a messenger RNA of Thelazia callipaeda (thelaziosis nematode), 564 nucleotides long. The record is from the annotation of a GenBank genome assembly. Lineage: Eukaryota; Metazoa; Nematoda; Chromadorea; Rhabditida; Thelaziidae.